Messenger RNA from Elgaria multicarinata webbii, 3228 nucleotides. RefSeq names its product dual specificity phosphatase 12 (gene DUSP12). NCBI's taxonomy places the organism in Eukaryota, Metazoa, Chordata, Lepidosauria, Squamata, Anguidae. Bases 1 to 942 code for a protein of 313 amino acids. The record is from RefSeq and is a predicted model, not a curated record. Gene Ontology annotation, cellular component: nucleus. The transcript has 6 exons. Gene Ontology annotation, biological process: protein dephosphorylation. Gene Ontology annotation, molecular function: protein tyrosine/serine/threonine phosphatase activity.
AUGGUGCCGGUUCUGCCGGGCCUGUACCUGGGCGGCGCCGGCGCUGUCGCUGGCGCCGCGCUCGAGCAGUCGGGGGGCGCCGCGGCCCUCACGGCGCUGCUGCUGGUGGACUCGGAGGCGCCCCCGGCCGCCGCGGGGCCUGAGGCGCUGCUGCACGUCCCGGUGCUGGACCAGCCGCAGAGCGACCUGCUGAGCCACCUGGACGCCUGCGCUGCCUUCCUCAGCCGCGCCCGGGAGCGGGGCGGGAGCGUCCUGGUGCGGUGUCAAGCUGGAGUCAGCCGAAGUGUUGCUGUUGUGACUGCCUAUUUAAUGAAAAUCAACCAUUUGCCUUUUGAAGAGGCCUAUGCCUUUGUCCAGACUGUCAAACCUGAUGCCAAAAUGAAUGAAGGCUUUGAGUGGCAACUGAAACUCUAUGAAAAAAUGGGCUGCAAAGUUGAUGUAACCAGUGCUUCUUACAAACAGUAUCGUUUGCAGAAGUUUACAGAGAAAUAUCCUGAGCUACGAGACCUGCCACGGGAACUCUUUGCAGUUGACCCAGAUGUCAAGCGUCAAACCCCAAAUCAUGAACGUCUUUACAGAUGUAGGAAGUGCAGGCGCCUGCUCUUUCGAAGUUCGAGCAUUUUGUCUCAUGAUGAAGGGAAAGGACCUGCUGCUUUUGCUCAUAAGAGGCUUUCAGAACCUGCCCCUGUUUACUGUGAUGGCCGAUCCAGUUGUACUUCUUAUUUCAUUGAGCCUGUACAGUGGAUGGAGCCGACGCUGUUAGGAGUGAUGGAAGGACAGCUUUUAUGCCCAAAAUGCACAUCAAAAUUGGGCUCCUUUCACUGGCAUGGUGAGCAGUGUUCAUGUGGCCAUUGGGUGACUCCUGCCUUCCAGAUUCACAAGAGUCGUGUGGAUGAAACGAAAGGGCUGCCCAUCGAGGUUCCACAGUGUGUGAGAAAGUGAUCUUGGUUGGUACCUAUGCAACCUAAUCUAAAUGGCACAAAGAUUCUGAAGACUACAGUUAAUGUAAUGCUUUAAGAGGCAAUGCCUCUUUUGCCGUAAAAGGAUUGUUUUUCCUGAAGCCUUACGGCAGUCAGCAAGGCAUUUAUACAACAGAACUUAUUGAACUCCACAAUGGAGCAUUUCCUUUGAGUAUUUUUCUAAUAGAACAUCUUAAGGACCGAACUAUGAGAAAUGCAUGUUCACAUUUGGUGCCAUCGGCAAACUUGGCCACUUCACUGCUCACUCCUAAUUCCAGAUCAUUUAUGAACAAGUUGAAAAGAAUUGGUCCCAAUACCGAUCCCUGUGGGACCCCACUAUUUACUUUCCUCCGUUGGGAGAAUUGACCAUUUAUUCCUACUCUCUGCUUUCUGUUCUUUAACCAGUUACUGAUCCAUAAGAGGACUUCUCCUCUUAUUCCGUUACUGCUAAGUUUGUUCAGGUGUCUUUGGUGAGGGUCUUUAUCAAAAGCCUUGUUAACCUUUAGGGUUUUAAAGAUUAAAACCAUCACUUUGAAUUGUGCCCAGAAAUGAACUAGAAGCCAGUGCAGUUUGGAAAGAAAGAAAAAGGAGGCUUGGGGUGGGGGGAAAUCAGGGUAAGGGUGUGUGCACCCUUCUUUCCAUGGUGUGAUCUUGAUGAUAAUCCCUACCCCCAGCUGCUUUUUGUCCUGGGAGCAAAGCUGCUGUUAGCACCAAUGCCAUUUUCCCGGGUGGGGUGGGGUGGGGUGGGGGAUUUCAUUAGGACCCCAGUGGAGGGAGGGUUAAACCUUCUGUUUCCUGUGCAUUGAAAUGUGAAUCUUGAUCAGGCCUCCCUACCCUGCUAGUACUUUUUUUUAAAAAAUGAGAGGGGUGAAUGGCUUGCAUUGUUUAGUUUGUUCAUUGUUUUAUCAAGGGAUCUUCUAAAAUGGUCUACAUCCAAAGGGUUUUCCUAAACAACUGGUUUAGUUUUGAUUAUUAUUAAAGAGGAGUAAUUAGGGAGAUACUCCAUCAGUUAGAAUGGUGAAAUAUAAUCUAAAAUGGAAUAGUUUGAAGCAUAAUGUGAUGAUACCAUCCAAUUCCAGUUAGUACAGACAUAGUUUGGACUUAACUGACGUUUCAGACCAUUUUCAAAGGCAACACCAUGUACAAUGCAGUGCAGUAGUCCAAGUAAGACAUGCGGGUAACUCUGGGAAAGGGAUCUCUUUCCAGAUAGGGGUGGUAUACUGGUUGCAACCAUAACCUGAUGAAAAGUGAUUGUAGCCAUGGAGGCCACUUGCACUUCUAGUGACCGUCUGCAAGCCUGAUCCUUUCGCGGGGAGUCCAGAUUCCUCCAGAGCGGCUGGACAGACAGACCACAACUUCUCUGGACUGAGUCUCAUUCAGCCCAUUACUGGCUUAAUUUCAGUGCCAGCUUAAGACCUGGCUGUUUACCCCCAACCUUUGGGUUUUAUUGACUUCAGCUUGGUCUUGAUUUGGUUGCUUGGUUAUUAAAACCGAUUUUAUAUUGUGGUUUCAUUAUUUUGAACUGUUUUAAUUACUGUAGCCCACCUUGAGAUUUGUUUCUAUAGAGCAGGUUAGAAAUAUUUGAAUAAGUAUAUACAUCCAUAUAAAUAUUUGAAUUAUCAGUGGAUAUUCAAUAUUUCAAAUGAUCUGCUCUAUAAUUAGAACAGACAUCCAGAAAUCCUUUGUUCUCUCACACAGGGAAUUGCCAUGGUAUUGCAGCUUGGAUUAUGUAUAAUACAGAAUAUCUACAAGUCUUUCAUUUUCUGUCAGCCCUUUUAUGGAUCUAAGUUCACUGGCUCAUUCUUGAUGAGAGAAGUUUUUUCUUUCUUUCUUUCAUGUCACUUAAUUCUCACAGUCCAUUGAGACUUACUUCCAGGUGAGCGUGUUUAGGAUUGCAGGUCUUGCUUUGCAAAUCCUUCUUCAAGAUUUCUGGUUGCUUGAUGUUAUUUUAUUAUGGAUUCAUGCAGUUUUACAAUGAAAUUAUUUUUGAUUGUUUAAAUUGUUAGGCUAAAUUAAAGCCAUCAGUUGAAUGGAUUGUUGGCAAUUAUUACAAUUUUACAUUUUAAAAGCAAAGUAUUGCCAUUUAGAAAGUCCGUCCUGAAUUGCUUUGAGGUUUGUAAUUGACCUGCCUUAAAAUAGAUUUUUGCACUGACUGAUACAAUGUAACAUCUAGAGGUGAUUCAUAUUAUUUUAGGUAAUAUAAUUUUUGGGUUUAUGCAGUUCUUUAUUACAAUAUAUUUUUGUUUUGUCAAAUAAACUUUUAUAAUUG